Hydra vulgaris (swiftwater hydra) is the source of this 1512-nucleotide messenger RNA. RefSeq names its product homocysteine-responsive endoplasmic reticulum-resident ubiquitin-like domain member 2 protein. Lineage: Eukaryota; Metazoa; Cnidaria; Hydrozoa; Anthoathecata; Hydridae. Gene Ontology annotation, biological process: endoplasmic reticulum unfolded protein response. Gene Ontology annotation, molecular function: protein binding. The record is from RefSeq and is a predicted model, not a curated record.
AUAGUGUGUAUGAAGAAUCGACUACUUCGAGAUAAACAAGCGUUUGUAUAGUGAAUUUUGUUAUUGAUUUUAUAUUAUUUUAUAGUAUCUAAAUUUCUUUAAAAAAUUAUGGAUUCUCUUAUUAAAUUAACUGUCAAAACUCCUAAUCAGCAUAUUGAAGAUAUACAAAUUGAUUGUGAUUUGACAUGGAGUGUUAAAAAGUUGAAAGAUUAUCUUCAAGAUGUAUAUCCUUCAAAGCCAGCAAGUCAUUCUCAAAAGCUCAUAUAUUUAGGAAAACUACUCCAAGAUCAUUAUAUUUUAGAAGAGGUUUUUAAGGAAUGUGUUUCACAGACCUUACACAUUGUAUGUUCUGAAAAUGAUAAUUUUGAAACAAUUGGAUUGGAGUCGCUUGUAAACAACUUUAGUUCAAAUGAUGGAUUAAGACACAGAAUUCGUAACAGCAUACCUCCGGUUGCAGAAAACCAACCAGUUGUUGAUUCACAAUUUCAACAACAGACACACCAAUAUUUAUGGAUGCCGAAUCUGUCAUCUGAGCGACAACAACAACAACAAAGUAACUUAUCUGAAAUGCAAAUUCAAUAUCAAGCACAAAUGCAGUAUUAUAUGCAUCAAAUGUACUUGUGGCAACAAAGUAUUUCGUCUAAUCACUGGUCAUAUCCUACAAUAGCUCAAGGAUAUGGUUUUCAGUUACCUUUUACUCCUAUUCCAACAAUCCCAUCCUUACAUUCAGAACUAUCAUCCAAUACAUCACAACCGACCACACCUUUAGUUACAGAGGAGCAACUGCCAUCAGAAUCUCAUAUACCACAUCCUCCACAAGAACCAGAACAGGUUCGUGAGCAGAACAAUCCAGCUAAUCCCCAAGUAGAAGCUGGUCCAGGUGGAGCAAUUAUGGCUGUAAGAGAUGACGAUAAUGAUAGAAACCGUGACUGGUUGGACUGGCUAUAUUUUUCUUUACGUGGUCUAAUGCUUAUUAGUAUUGUUUACUUUUAUUCUUCAACGACACGUUUUUUUCUUGUUGCUGUUCUUGGCUUUAUUAUAUAUAUUUACCAAGCAGGAUGGUUUACCAGAAGGAAUCCAGCAGAGACGCCAGUAAACAGCGAAAGAAUUGCUGAGGAAAACAGUGAGACAGUUCCGAAUGUUCAUCGCCCUAACGUUUUACAACUAACUAUUACGUUAUUUAAAUGUUUUUUUUCGUCGCUAAUUCCUGCUGGUCCGCCAGCUUUGCAACACCAAUAACCACAAUCGUAGGAGCUUUUUAGGUUUUUAAAGCUUUACUCGCACUACGGUUAUGAUAUGUGAUGAUAUGCUGGUCUUGAAGGUAAUAAGAUAAAAAUACUGAUCAUUUUGGUUAUUUAUUGAAAAAGUGGUACGGGUUCACAGAAACAUGUUUUCUAUCAGUCUACAACUUGUUAAGUUUUUAGAACUUUGUAGUCAUCUAUUCUAUAGCUUUAUUUUGAGUUGUAUGUAUAUAUAGUAUAUAUAAUGAUAAAAAUUGUAUAUUUUUUUACA